AUGGCUGCCUGUAACGAAGUAUUCGUAUCAUGUGGUGAGAACCUAUUUUGUGCCGCUGACAAGACUUGUCGUCUGAAAUCGGAAGACAUUCCUCAUGCAGAUCCCUGUGGAAUUCAGAACUACAUGUUGAUUCUCUUGGUGAUGUUCGUCAUCUGCCUUGCCAUCCUUUCUACAGUUCUCUGGAUUCGUCAUGCCUCACAAAAAAAGAUCGAAAAUGUGAUGAAAAAAUAUCACCUGAAAAAUGAAAGAGCGCUGGAGGAGACCCUGAAAAACUCCAUCACACAUCGUGGGUCGGGGAAUGACGGGUUUACAUUUACAAAUGGUGAGUAA
Messenger RNA from Ylistrum balloti, 330 nucleotides. RefSeq lists its product as uncharacterized. The record is from RefSeq and is a predicted model, not a curated record. The transcript has 3 exons. The coding region runs from base 1 to 330 and encodes 109 amino acids. Lineage: Eukaryota; Metazoa; Mollusca; Bivalvia; Pectinida; Pectinidae.